Molecule: messenger RNA, 1434 nt
Organism: Clarias gariepinus (North African catfish)
Lineage: Eukaryota; Metazoa; Chordata; Actinopteri; Siluriformes; Clariidae
Product: membrane-spanning 4-domains subfamily A member 8-like
Exons: 8
Coding region: 126-884 (252 amino acids)
Cellular component (GO): membrane
Source: RefSeq, a predicted model, not a curated record
CUUUAAGGAGGUGCAUAUAAUACACAGAGCAAAGGGGGAAAAGCAUUUAUUAACACCCACAAAGAAAAAUAAAGACUGCACUGUUAAAAAGGCAGGAGAUUAAAAAUCCAGAGUUUUUUUUAAAGAUGGCCAGUGCUCCUAUACCACUCACUAAUGUGAGAAGUGGCUACACAAUCGUCACUCAAGUUGUUCCCUCAUCAACAGUUCCAGCUGCAGCAGAACAAAAUUCAUCUCAGACUCAAAGCCCACUGCAGAAAUUCCUGAAAGGAGAACCUAAAGUGCUGGGUGCUGUCCAAAUAAUGAUUGGUUUGUUGACCAUAUUGUUUGGUAUCGUGAUGGCGGUCCCUGCUUGGAGCAUCAGCGUGUUCUCUGGAGUUGUGUUCUGGGGCUCACUGUUUCACAUCAGCGCUGGUUCUCUGGCUGUUUUAGCGAGCAACAAGCUUAAUGCCUGUGUGGUGAAGGCCACUAUGGUGCUGAAUAUCUUUAGCACGAUAGCUGCAGGAAUCGCCAUCAUCAUGCUUUCUAUAGAUUUUUUGAUGCAUCCUUACUGCUACUCCUAUGAUUACCAUUAUGGAUGCAGAGUUGGCUACGUUGCACAGAGCCGUACCAAUGGAAUCAGUGGAGUUCUGCUGGUUUUCUCUCUGCUCCAGUUUGCCGUCUCUAUUGCAGUUUCAGCCUUCACUUGCAAAGCCACCUGCACCAAUCAACCUACUCUGAACAUUAUCAAUGUGGUUCAGAACCCAGAGAGUGGUGUUUCUGUGGUCAGUUCCAUCCCAGCUUAUCAGGCACAACCGGGAGUCAGUACAAUGGGUGCUGGUGCCAUGAGCGCUCCACCAAUGGAAAAUCCUCCAGCAUACUGUGAGAAAGGCGAGGCAUACAACUGAGGAUGAUUUUAGAAAUUAUUCUUGUUAAUAAUUUGAACAUUUUUCACUUAACUCAAGAUAAUCAUCUCACACUCCAGAACUAACUACACGUCUCUGUGUUUACUUUAAUAACUAAUCACACAUUCAAUAAAAAGUGUACAUUAAAUACCUAUUUACAGAUCAGUAUAUAUUAUGUACACAAAGAUUUCAAAAUGCUUCGAAAAACUUUCUUAAAAAGUACAGCAAUAUUAAUCAGCUUUCACUAGUAUUCACAGCUGUGCAAAUUUGUUUUAAAAAUAUUAAUUACUUUUUUUUAUAAUUUCUUUUGUUUUUGCUGAACAAUUAUUUACUCUUUUGAAUCAAAUUUUUGCCAAAACCAAAGAAGGAAUAGAUAAAUAAAUAAAUAAAUAAAUAAACACCACAGCUCUGUGAAAUUAUGGAUCCUAAUUGGUCAGAAGGUGUUAAUUACUCUUUUAGAACAGCAGUUUUGAAACAAGUGUUGGUUUAAUAUGAACAGGUUUGUACUGAUAUAAAGUCUGUAAUAAAGUCUGAUGACAUCUAUAGAAAAUAA